Molecule: messenger RNA, 1489 nt
Organism: Formica exsecta
Lineage: Eukaryota; Metazoa; Arthropoda; Insecta; Hymenoptera; Formicidae
Product: peptidyl-prolyl cis-trans isomerase sig-7
Exons: 3
Biological process (GO): protein peptidyl-prolyl isomerization
Cellular component (GO): nucleus
Molecular function (GO): peptidyl-prolyl cis-trans isomerase activity; RNA binding
Source: RefSeq, a predicted model, not a curated record
UUUACAGCUACACGGAACUUCCUAAAGUUGUGUAAGCUCAAAUACUACAAUUGGAACCUUUUUCACUCGGUGCAGACCAAUUUUAUUGCGCAAACUGGAGAUCCUACUGGUACCGGGAAAGGCGGAGAGAGCGUGUAUGGAAUUGUAUUAGGCGAAAAGGCUCGUUAUUACGAAGCCGAACAUAUGCCGAAGAUCAAGCAUAACAGGAUAGGUUUGUUAUCUAUGGUAAAUUGUGGCAACAAUAUGCUGGGUUCCCAGUUCUUCAUUACGCUAGGAUCGGAGCUCCAGUCUCUAGACAACGAGCAUUGCGUGUUUGGAGAGAUCACGGAAGGAUUGGAGAUUAUUCUCAAGUUUAACGAGGCCAUCUGUGACGGGGAUCAAAGGCCUUAUCAGGACAUAAGAAUAUCUCACACUGUCAUCUUGGAGGAUCCUUUCGAUGAUCCUGUGGGACUCGUGGUUCCCGACAGAAGCCCAGAGCCGACAAAAGAAGCUCUAAUGAGCGAUAGAAUCGGAGCGGAUGAAGCGAUCGACGAUAUGAGCGGUAUGACUAUGGAAGAAAUGACAGAAAUUCAGAAGGUCAAGGAAGCUAAAGCAAGGGCCACGAUAUUAGAGAUCGUGGGCGAUAUACCGGAUGCAGACAUUGCCCCGCCGGAGAACGUUCUGUUUGUAUGUAAAUUAAAUCCCGUCACGACCGAUGACGAUCUCGAAAUUAUCUUCAGUCGUUUUGGCAAGAUUGUCGGUUGCGAAGUUAUAAGAGACCACCAUACGGGAGACUCCUUGCAGUACGCAUUCAUCGAGUUCGGUGAUCGCAAGAGCUGUGAAGACGCGUAUUUCAAAAUGGACAAUGUCCUGAUCGACGAUCGAAGGAUACACGUGGAUUUUUCGCAAUCGGUUGCCAAGAUGCGCUGGCGAGGCAAAGGUAAAGGUAUUCGAUACUUUGACGAAGAUGACAAGAUGAAAAAACGCGACGAGAACUAUUUAUCUUCGAAAAAACCCGAGAUAUCGCGUGAGAGGAAUCAUGAUAACGGUAAAAAUAGAGAAGACGGAAGGAGAAAGGAGAGCUCGCACAAGGAUCACAGAAAGCAGGAGCGCAGGAAAGAAGAUAAAGAUAGGAGAAAGGAAGACAGAUCGCACGAUAGAUACGAGAAUGAACGAAGGGAUAGAAGAAGGAAAGAAGAACGACGGGAUAGGGACAAGGAGGAUCGGAAAAGAGGUCACAGCGAAGACAGAUCGGAGAGAAGAAAUAAGAGAGAUGAAAGCAACGAUUGGAGAAAAGACCAUAGCGAAGAGAGAUCGGAAAGAAGGAAUAAAAGGGAUGAGUAUAGCGAUAGGGAGCGUCGGUAUCGUGAUAGCGAGAGAAAAAGGACCACGGAAGAAGAGGACGAUACUAGGUACAGAUCGCAUAAGAACAAAAGAAAAUGGUGAAGGAGAACGAGAUGAUGUUGAAGAAGUUUUAAGAACUUAAUACACCUAAAAAAUAAAAAAAAAA